AUGCCACUGAAUGUGUCUCGGUUCAAGAAACUUCCAGAACUUGUGAAGGUUAUGUCAUUGCUAACUUCGCUAUCUCUCCUCGUCUAUCUCGGAACCAUCAAAUUCAGACCUCCAGGAAUGUCUGUAAUUUGGUUCACAAUCGGAUGCUCUAUCGUAUUCGACAUAUGCACAAUUGCCGUUUUACUCAAAGAAUACGAUGUUUCUGUUAUGGCAAUCCGAAUGUUACCGUAUGCUGCUAUUGAAUGUGUUGGAUCAAUUCUCGGUUUAAUCUUCUACGUCAUCUCAAUGGCCAUCUCCAUCAGUAGCGAGGAAGUGACAGAUGAUUUCGGAUUUAUGGUUGUUGCUGUCAUUUGUUUCAUAAGUGCACUGAUCCACGUGUCCAAUCUCGUUGUGAAUAUUCGAAGAUGGAAUAAUGGAUCUCAUCAUUUGAAUCCGUCUGGUGUGUACGAGUAUUCAAACUAUGGAUCCGAAGCUUAA
Messenger RNA from Caenorhabditis remanei, 477 nucleotides. RefSeq lists its product as uncharacterized. NCBI's taxonomy places the organism in Eukaryota, Metazoa, Nematoda, Chromadorea, Rhabditida, Rhabditidae. The record is from RefSeq and is a predicted model, not a curated record. The transcript has 5 exons. The coding region runs from base 1 to 477 and encodes 158 amino acids.